Messenger RNA from Lachancea meyersii CBS 8951, 1482 nucleotides. The record is from the annotation of a GenBank genome assembly. Lineage: Eukaryota; Fungi; Ascomycota; Saccharomycetes; Saccharomycetales; Saccharomycetaceae.
AUGGCGGACCUAACCUACACAUCCGAGGUUCAACAGCUUCUGGACUUCGACAAGAAUCAUUUAUGGCAUCCUUACACUUCGAUGGGCAGGCCGUUGCCGGUUUAUCCUGUAAAGUCUGCGGCUGGUGCCACGAUUACACUGGAUGCAAAGACUAAGGAUUCUAAGGACGUUAUUUUGCUCGAGGCAAUGUCGUCUUGGUGGUGCAUGAUUCACGGCUACAACAAUGCUGAGAUAAACGAGGCCAUAAUCUCCCAGAUCAACAAAGUUUCGCAUGUUAUGUUCGGUGGUCUUUCACACGCUCCCGCAAUUCAAUUGGCUCAGAAGCUUUUGAAACUUAUCGACCACGAAAAGCUUCAGUGCUGUUUUUUGGCAGACUCCGGUUCGGUAGCUGUAGAAGUGGCCAUGAAAAUGGCAAUGCAGUACGAAUUUACCAAGAGUGGCGACCAAACGCUGAAAAACAAGUUCUUGACCAUUCGCAACGGAUAUCACGGCGACACCUUUGGUGCUAUGAGCGUGUGUGAUCCUGUGAGUUCCAUGCACUCGAUCUAUAGUGGAUACUUGCCUCAAAAUAUUUUUGUGUCUGCGCCCUCUGUGCUGGAUACUCUGCCUAUUUCCCAAGCUUUUCAGCAGAGACCAGAGAUCUUUGGCGAAAGCGUGAGAUGGAACGAGCAUGAUAUUGAUGACUUUAAAAAUACUAUCGAGGUCCGCCAUAGCGAGGUAUGCGGUGUGAUAUUAGAGCCAAUUUUGCAGGGUGCAGGUGGUAUGAGGCUUUAUCAUCCUGAGUAUUUGAUCCAGGUGCGCAAGCUAUGUACAAAGUUUGGAAUCCCGCUGAUAUUGGACGAGAUAGCAACGGGCUUUGGAAGAACAGGUGCAAUGUUCGCUUUCCAUCACUGUAGCAUUUAUCAGGAUCAGCUUUGUAUCCCAAAAGAGCAUCAAGUGGACGUAUUCCCUGAUAUUUUGUGCGUUGGGAAAGCUUUGACCGGCGGAUACAUGACUCUAAGUGCCGUCGUAGCCACAGAGCAAAUCAAAGAUGUAGUGUCCAAAUCUGACAGUGCGACCGGUGGGUGCUUCAUGCAUGGUCCAACGUUUAUGGCCAAUCCCUUGGCAUGUAGCGCAGCGAACAAGUCGCUCGAGAUCUUGCUGAGAGGCCAUUGGCGCGAACAGGUCACAAAUAUUGAGUCUCAGCUCGUGGAGGAGCUCUACGUUGCACUAAACGAUGACACAGAACUCAUGACUUCUAUAAUUCACAACGUCCGCGUGAUAGGUGCUGUAGGAGUUGUGGAGUUGAAACAGCCCGUGGACUCUGCUUGGUUCCACGAGAAAUUUGUUUCCAGAGGUGUUUACGUGAGACCCUUCAAUAGACUGGUCUACAUCAUGCCUCCGUACAUCAUAAGCAAGGAUGAGUUGACUAAAGUUACGCAAACGAUCAUUGAGGUUCUAAGAUUAUGGCAAGAGGAGCUUCGAGGCCGAAACGAGAACUAA